GAGCUAAUCAAAAGAUUCGCAAGCUCACUAGGUUCAGUAGAAGAAUUGGGAACUUUCUUAUUACCUUUUUGAAGCCUUCCAGAUAAAUUCUGAGCACCUAGGAACUGCUGUUAGAGAAAAUAAAAACAGCAAAAAGUGGUUUCAUUCACAAAUUAAGGAAUUAAAAGUAAGACUUCCCCCAUUUGUAUACCUUCGGCUGGGAAUUGAACUAGCUGUCUCACACGCAAAAAGACAAGGUAUGCCUAAUGGUUUAUGUACCUAGAAAAUUUAUGCCAAUUUAGGUGCUUCAUGGGGGAAGAGCUAGGAUGAAAGGCACAGUGGAAACAGAAACCAGCAUCCAGAUUCUUAAGACCUAUAACUCCAGGAAAUACAAGUACCCCAAUAGCUUGGGGAUAUAGGCCGAAGGAGCUCAAAGAACAUAAUUUUCAUUGGGAUAUAUAUGUUUGAACUAGUUUUGGCAAGUUUACUCCACCACUCAUAUGUAGUAACUCAUCCGGUACUGUGGCAGGUUUGCAAUCUUGUGUGGUCGAAGAACGCGAAUGAAUUAGUCAGUACUCAUGGUUACUCGCAAAACCAAAUAAUACUUUGGAGGUAUCCUACAAUGUCCAAGAUAGCUACUCUGACGGGCCAUACAUAUAGAGUCUUAUAUCUUGCCAUAUCUCCAGAUGGACAGACGAUUGUGACUGGAGCAGGAGACGAAACACUUCGGUUCUGGAAUGUAUUCCCUUCUCCUAGAUCUCAGAACACCGAGUCUGAAAUUGGGGCAUCUUCUCUCGGUAGAACACAUAUUAGGUGACUCCGUUGUAAUUAUUUUGAGUACCCAUGAAAGUUGUUUAUCAUGAAGCACAAGCAAUGAAGAGGAGCGUUUUGAUCGUUUGAUGAGAGAUACUUGUAACGGGAACGAGUUGUCGGAAUCUGUAAAGCUUAAUGUGCAUCUCAAUAUUAUGUAUUAGAGUGAUUAUUCUGUGAAUAGAUCAAGGUGUACAGUUAGAGAUGUUAUUUAUUUCUCAGUAACCUCUCUCGGGGCGUUGUGUAAUAUAUAAAGAGGGGGAGGGAGUUCUUUUGGGAACAUCCAAUUUUACGCAAACUUGUGAUCUCUUGUAGAUAAGGUUUUUCUUGUUUGUUUUAUCCCUUCUGAUUCAUUGCUACAAACUGAAUAUUGAACAAGCUAUAAGAG
Messenger RNA from Lycium barbarum (goji berry), 1177 nucleotides. RefSeq names its product B-type cell cycle switch protein ccs52A-like. Gene Ontology annotation, cellular component: anaphase-promoting complex. The coding region runs from base 440 to 796 and encodes 118 amino acids. Gene Ontology annotation, molecular function: anaphase-promoting complex binding; ubiquitin ligase activator activity; protein binding. The transcript is spliced from 4 exons. Lineage: Eukaryota; Viridiplantae; Streptophyta; Magnoliopsida; Solanales; Solanaceae. The record is from RefSeq and is a predicted model, not a curated record. Gene Ontology annotation, biological process: positive regulation of anaphase-promoting complex-dependent catabolic process; positive regulation of ubiquitin protein ligase activity; anaphase-promoting complex-dependent catabolic process.